Plasmodium fragile is the source of this 1404-nucleotide messenger RNA. RefSeq lists its product as uncharacterized. Gene Ontology annotation, molecular function: procollagen-proline 4-dioxygenase activity; iron ion binding; L-ascorbic acid binding. The record is from RefSeq and is a predicted model, not a curated record. The coding region runs from base 1 to 1404 and encodes 467 amino acids. The transcript has a single exon. NCBI's taxonomy places the organism in Eukaryota, Apicomplexa, Aconoidasida, Haemosporida, Plasmodiidae. Gene Ontology annotation, biological process: peptidyl-proline hydroxylation to 4-hydroxy-L-proline. Gene Ontology annotation, cellular component: endoplasmic reticulum.
AUGGAGGUAACCCUAAGCACCAAGAACCCCGAGGACACGCAGAGCAACAACGAUGACAAGGAAGUCAACAAGUGCGCACAGCACAGGGGACAAAACCACGACACUAUUAAGCAGAAUGACACCACAACGCUGGAGCAGGAAAAGGUCUUGAAGAAUCAAAAGAACCAAUUCGGGAUCAGACUUUACGAUAACGACCUAAAGUACAGUGACGAUAUUCAGACCAUCAUAAAAAAAGUUAUUAACGAAAAGAAUAUCCAUUUUUUUAAAAAAUACUCCUCAUUCCUCCUUUACCUAAGCAACGAGGUGGAGUACAUCGACAUUGACGAUCGGAGCAAGCUACAGAAGAAAGAAGCCAAUGAUGAAAACACAAAGGUGUUUUUUAAAAUCCAACUGACUCCACAUAAUAUGAGCAUUAUUUAUAAUAUACUGGACAAAAAAAUGAUAGAAAAAAUAUUAUCCUUGUGUGAAAAUAAAUACAAAAAAAGCAAAACGUCCAUCGGAUAUGCAACAGAUAAACAGGAAAAUUACAAAAUCACAGAUUCAUCAAACAGAACAAGCUCCACAGUCUUCCUAUACACAAUUAGAAACAGAUCUGUUAUUGAGCAAAACCAAAUAGAUAACGAAAGCUCUAUUGUAUACACAAAGGAUGAAAGUAUUAUGGACUUAGAAAAUACUAUAUGUAAUUUGGUCAAAAUACCACUAUGCUAUUUGGAACCACUAGCCAUUGUAAAAUAUGAAAAAAAUAAUUACUUCAAUGUGCAUCAUGAUGGGACCUUUAGAAGAGCUACUCUUUUAAUAUACCUCAACGACGUUGACCAAGAUGGAGAAACCAUUUUCCCUCAUUAUAAUUUAUCCAUCAAACCCAUUCAAGGGUCAGGUAUUUUCUGGUACAACAAUAUCCCUGUGGAAGACCAGUAUGCCAUUACGUACUGUGUAAAUCGAAUUAACGAAAUUAAUGAGAAAGAAAGAUUGAAAUCUGCUCAAAAUGUAGAAACAGGAAUGAAUGCAUCCUGUGCAUCACUAACACCACCCAUGGCAUCUGCUCAACUUACCCCUACAGAAGACAACCAGAAUGCCAAUUUCCCCUCGUCUAAAUGUACACCCCAAAACAACUCCACCACGACAAAUCUUAUCAUCACAAAUCUCAACACAACAAAUUUAAACACAACCGGUGAUGAUCUCUCCACUACUUACAAGAAUCCCAUCAACAAAACAGUAGACCUAAUUAAUUUUUUGAAGGAUAAGUCCAACUUGGAAAAAUUUUCCAUCGAUACCAUAAAUGAUGAACUGGGGAAUAUGUACAUCGCUGAUAUGACCAUGCUGCACAAAGCCAACAAAGUGUCAGAUGAAUACAAAUAUGUAAUAAAUUGUUUUUUCAAUAUUAAUAUAGUUAGGAAUGUAUGA